CCCCCCCCCCCCUCCAGUUGCCCCAUUUCCACACUCUCUGUCCUGUUGACCAGAAAACAACAGUCUUCAGUUCUUCUCCUGGGUUCAGAUUGCUUUUACAAGAUCAAGCAUCGAAGGAAAAAGGAUUUGGGGUUGUGCUAACAUGGCAUCUCUGAAAACUCUGCUUUGUCUGGGAGUCUGUCUGUCGGCUUGGAUCAUCACUACUGCAGAUGAGACUAUGCUCAAUGCAGAGAACGUCCGCUGGUUUUCUCUGGACUUUAAAACCAUCCUCCGCUGGACUACCAAACCAUCUGACCACAAAUACACAGUGUCGUACUCUAGUGAUGACCUUAACUGGUUGGGUUGUCCUCACUGCACCAGGGUGUCAGACUCAGAAUGUGAUCUGACCGACGAGCUCAAAGCCUCCGACAGGACCUACUCCGCUAAAGUCCAAACAGAGCCUUUAAUCGAGGACGAUUCCGAUGACCCGGAUGAGUUCCCGCACACUAAUUCCCUGCCCUUCAACCCCUAUAGAGAGAGUAACAUCAGUGCUGCAGCUUUCACUGUGAAGGCUGUAGAUAAGAGCAGAGUAAAUGUCAGCAUCACAGACCCUCUGACCAGCAUCCAUGUGGGUGGGAAGCAGCUCAGCAUCAGAGAUAUUCUCAAAAAGGACCUCAAGUAUAAGAUCACGUACCACAAGUCUGGUAGUACAGGCAAGAGAGACAUCUUAUCAGACUCCAGCACAGCCCAGGUGUCGAAGCUGGAUGCAGGACAGAGUUACUGCUUCAUGGUGGCAGCUUUCAUCCCCUCUAGACCCAGAGCCACCCAGCAGGGAGCCUGGAGCACACGGCAGUGUACACCUGGAGACAGUAACAGCCUUGAAGAGUUGAGUCUUGGAACAUGGGUCGGCGUAGCCUUUGUCCUGCUCACAGUCCUCAUCACCAUCGUCAUGGUGACGGUCCUCUGCUGCAGAUGCCGCCGACAGAGAAACACAUCUCAAUCAUCGGCACCUGUUUAGUGUGUGUGUGUCUGUGUGUGUCUAUCUGUCUGUGCGUCCGUUUGUGUGUGUGUGUGUUUGUGUGUGUGUACAUGUCUUUCAAACACAGGGAGCGGGUCUCCCUUUUCUAUCUUGCUUUAAUUCUAGGAAUAUUGCUAUGAUCGAUUUUUUUUACAGUGUUGUAGUUUGUAUUUCAUAUUUUAAUGAAUUUUUAAUACACUAAGGUGAUGUGCAGCUUGCUUUGACAACGCAAUCACUUAUGCCUUUGAGGUUUACUACCUGCAUGUGUGGCACCACCUGUCCAUUUCUUGUGUUCCCAUGUGUGUGAAUGGCCUAUGUGGAUCCAUAACCAUAAUAUCAAAUGCAAACCCCGAGCAACAGUUCCAACCGGAUAGAUCCGUUAGACAGUAUGAGUGCAGACUGCUACUGUAACAUUCCCUUACAACUUUAUUCCCAAAUUGUACCUAAUCUUCUUCUAACCUUUUAACCCGUCUUGUCAAUCUGUUGCUCAAACACUGUUUUCUCUGAACAUAUUUUUCAUAAUUUAUCAUUCUUUCAAUUUAACUUUCUUUUGAAGUUCUGUCAGGACCAAACAAAUAACCACUAAAACCACCGUAAAUGAAGCUCUUUAAUAGCAACUUUAAGCCUCACGGGCUGAACUCAUUCAGAUUGUUUAUUCUUUCAUUUUUUGUUUCACAAGGGUUACUUUUGUUGAUCAAAAGGAUGGAAAAGCAAUAAAGCAUUA
This is a messenger RNA of Etheostoma spectabile (orangethroat darter), 1721 nucleotides long. Its product is annotated as tissue factor. The record is from RefSeq and is a predicted model, not a curated record. Gene Ontology annotation, biological process: cytokine-mediated signaling pathway; blood coagulation. Gene Ontology annotation, molecular function: cytokine receptor activity; protein binding. Gene Ontology annotation, cellular component: plasma membrane. The transcript has 7 exons. Lineage: Eukaryota; Metazoa; Chordata; Actinopteri; Perciformes; Percidae. The coding region runs from base 143 to 997 and encodes 284 amino acids.